AUGAUACUACGACAAGAGCAAAGACAGUAGCGCACUGGAUACCAACCCAUCCACAAACUCCUAAAACCCCAGGAAGCUGCUUGGCCAUGGCAACACCACCACACCAGUCCACCCGCUCCCAAAAACCCUAGACCCCAAAAUGACCACAACCCAAAAGAACCGCUAAAUCUCACAGCGACUUUCACCGCAAAAACAAAAUUAUAAUAAUAAAAAAAAUGUUCAGAAGAAGACUCGCUUCCCUUGUCUCCUCCUCAGUCCUCCUCCCCUUACUCCGCAGCAAACCCAUUCCCACACCGCAAUCCAUACAGUUCCUUCAAUGCCCUAUCCCUAAUUCGAAUUUGAAGCCCAAUGGGGCUGGGGUUUUGGAAGGGUAUAGGGCGUACAGCCUUCUGAGCCUGAACGAUCUGAGGGACAAGAUGCCGAGAAAGCAGAAGACGAGGAAGGGGCGUGGGAUAGGGUCCGGGAAGGGAAAGACAGCCGGGAGGGGUCACAAGGGCCAGAAGGCCAGAGGGUCCGGCAAGCUCGGCUUCGAAGGGGGUCAGACCCCGCUUCGUCGCCGCUUGCCCAAGCGUGGCUUCAAUAACCCUUUCAGUCUCACUUUUCAGCCAGUAGGGUUGGGAAAAAUUGCCAAACUUAUAAAUGCAGGGAAGAUAGAUUCUUCUGAAUUAAUUUCAAUGAAAACACUCAAGGAUACAGGAGCAAUAGGGAAGCAGAUAAAAGAUGGAGUAAGAUUGAUGGGACGUGGUUCUGAACAAAUCAAGUGGCCAAUUCAUCUGGAGGUUUCAAGGGUGACGGUUAGGGCAAGGGAAGCAAUUGAAGCUGCUGGAGGGUCUGUCAGAAGAGUGUAUUACAACAAAUUGGGCUUCCGAGCACUGCUCACGCCUGAGUGGUUUGAAAAGAAGGGCAGGUUGUUACCAAAAGCAGCUAGGCCUCCCCCGAAGCAAAGAGAUAAAGUUGAUAGCAUUGGCCGAUUGCCUGCCCCAACCAAACCUAUACCAUUUUCGGUUGAUGAAACAGAGGCACCCUCCUCUGCUUCAUCUGCUUAAUAAAACAGCAAAGCGGUUUGUUGGCUCAUUUUUAAGUAUUUGUAUUUUGAUGAGGAAAUUAUGUAUGAAGAUUUUGUUUCUUGUAAGAGGCAGUUCUUUUCAAUAUGCUUUUCAUAUGCUAGUUUUCUGUGGUUGGAAACAAAAUGCUAAUUGACUAGCAGGCAAAAUGCUUUGAGCGAUCAACAAAGAGAGCAAAGGCUUGUUACUUGUUA
Messenger RNA from Corylus avellana, 1258 nucleotides. RefSeq names its product Ribosomal protein L18e/L15 superfamily protein. Gene Ontology annotation, molecular function: structural constituent of ribosome. Gene Ontology annotation, biological process: translation. Lineage: Eukaryota; Viridiplantae; Streptophyta; Magnoliopsida; Fagales; Betulaceae. The record is from RefSeq and is a predicted model, not a curated record. Gene Ontology annotation, cellular component: mitochondrial large ribosomal subunit.